Molecule: messenger RNA, 4251 nt
Organism: Clarias gariepinus (North African catfish)
Lineage: Eukaryota; Metazoa; Chordata; Actinopteri; Siluriformes; Clariidae
Gene: rbm6
Product: RNA-binding protein 5
Exons: 22
Coding region: 93-3923 (1276 amino acids)
Biological process (GO): mRNA splicing, via spliceosome
Cellular component (GO): nucleus
Molecular function (GO): RNA binding
Source: RefSeq, a predicted model, not a curated record
GUCGCGCUGUGAGCAGCCUCGGUAUCACCGCAGCAGAGGUAAAGAGCUUUUUAUACAGAAGAGGCUGGUGCAAGCUGAGAAGUUGAACCAUCAUGUGGAAUGGUUCAAGAUCUGGCCCACGUGGGGGGAUGCCCUUUUGUGGGGAUCAACGUGGGGAGAUGUUUGAAGGAAGAAAUGGACCAAUGCCCGGGUUCAGGGGGCGAGAAGGAAUGAAUAUGGGGCAUCAGGAUCGACCACCCAUGGACAUGAGAAGAUGUGACUAUCCACCAGAUAUGGCAGGACGAAACAUGGGGCUUCUUGACAGAGGAAGAGACUCUCCUCGAGACUUCUUCAUGCCUGAAAAUGAACUAGAAUUUAGAAGGCGUUUAGAGAUGGAGCAAAAUGCACCUGGUUAUAUGGGUCAGGGUCGUCCACCUUUGGAUAUGGGUGGCAGGGACAUGCAAAUGAGGAACAUGAGAAACAUGCCUGAAGAUCAAUUCAUGGACAUGAGGGAGAGAGACAGAUUUCGAAUGGACAUGCCUGGUUUCAACAUGUCACCCAUGGAUAUUAGGAGAAGGUUUGCUAUGGAAUCUAUGGACCGAAAUGACCAUGCAAGAGAGAGGGAGCGGUCACAGAUGAGCAUGAAUGACAUUGAUGGAUUUAGUAUGGAUAUGCCUCCACGUGAAAGGCCAGUGGACUUGGAUAGAAGAGGUUGUGUCCCUCCUUUGAAUGCCAGAGGAAGGUUUGAAUCCGAUAUGGAUUUUAGGAAUCGAAUGGGCCCGUCAGGUGAUUUUAGGGAUCGCUCUCCUCAGAUGGUUCGUGGUAAUGAUGGCAUGAAUCUCAGGGGGAGACCAGAUUUGCCUCUAGAUCGGCCAGGUUCCGAGAAAGACAUGCUUAAAGUAGGCGAACCAACUCUUAGGGACAGAGAAUAUCCUGAACAAUCUGAUAACAGGGUUGGGUUUAGAGGACAGGAUAAAUCUCUCUCUGAGGAGUGGUGCAGGCGAAUGAAUAGAGGUCCAGCUUUACCCAGAGAGCCAAAGAAGCGAUUUCCACCUGGACAUGGAAAGGAAGGUGACUUAGGAGAACCGUCCCAAUUCAAAGAUCGAGAGAUUCUAGCUAAGGAUCGUGGAACUUUGGAGUUGCCUCGGUCAGAACGAGAGGGUCCUCCUGUCCAAAACUGGGACAAUGUUCAAACUGAUGUCCCAGGCAGAGAUCCAUCUCACUCAGUCGCUCAGAAACUACCACUUUUGCCACUCAAUCCCAGUCUAAGUAUCCCAAGCAAAGACAAAGAAUGGCAACGCUGGUCAAGGGAUGAAAAGCCUGACAGCUCAGUACCAUCAGGGGGAAGGCAUCAGUUCUUUCCAGAAAAGAGCCUUCCAGUCAAGGAGAGUCAUUUCUCAGUUGAUCAAGGAAACUUUAAGGGAAAGGAUAUUCCUCUUGAUGAAAGUCAAAAGAAGGGUAAUCUUAUGCCAGGGCCGAGAGAUCCACAGAGUAACAGAGAAGGAAGACGGGACCAGGACUACGGAGACAUUGAUUACAGGACUAGUUCUGCACAGAAAUAUGACUAUGUCCUUGAGGAUCGUCCAGAACCUGAAAAGAGCAUGAAAGCACCCAAAUUAGCUCCACCUGAGAGAUCAAAUGCCUCUGGUUCUCAGGAUCAGGAUUACAGGAAUGCCAGUGUUAAGGAUAAGAUCUCAAAUACCAUUGCCAUUUCUGGAAUUCCUAAAACUGCUACAAUGCAACAGAUACUGGAUGCCUUUGCAGUUCGGGACGGAGUGCCAAUGCAAGGCAUGAAAAUAAGAGAUGUUGUUCCAGGUUACAGCUCCGAUACGGCCUAUGUGGAGUUUUUAAACAUCGAGGAUGCUGUCCACUUCAUGGAGUCCAACCAGGGUUCUGUUAGAGUUGGUAGUAAAACUGCCUUACUAAAGUACAUUCAAACUGACAGAAAUGCAAAAGAACCGAAUGAAGACCAACCCCAUAAAGCUAUCCCGUCUACCCAAGAUGGGCUCCUGCCAUUACCCACCCCUACAAAAGUGAAGGAGGAAUGUGGUGCCAAGACUCCGAAUGAUUCCCUUUCUCAGGGUGGGUGGCAGAGGAGUUCCACCUUGACACCUGAAGCCUGGCAGCAGCAGUUCGACAAGCAGCUACAGCAGCAGGAGACGGAGAAGCGGGCUGAGGAUUGGGCCCACCAAAAAGGCCCUCGGGCCAACCAGCAGUUCACUGAUCCAAUUUUUAGGGAAAGCAGAACAAUGAUCAUUAAGAACAUACUGCCCACCACUUCAGUGGAGACAAUCUUGCGGUCACUGGAUCCGUUUGCUUACCUCGAAGAACGUAACGUCCGACUUGUUAAAGGAAAGACGCCUGGAUCCAAAUGCUUUUGCUUUGUUGAUAUGGACUCGCAUGAGCAUGUGACGCGGUUGGUAGACCUGCUCACAAAACCUCGGCCAAUUAUGAUUGAUGGAGUUAGGGUGUAUGCAGAGGUAGCAAAACCUCUAAAGAACCAGAAUUACCGGCGAGACUCUGAUAAGUCAAAUGCAUCUCUCCUGGGUUACCCACCUGAUGUUACAGAGCAGCAACAGCAGUACUUCCAUCAGUCCCCUGCUGCCAUCCCAACUGCCACACAAGGCAUUGGUGUGCCUGCUGGUCCCAUGCAUACAGAUUCCUCCCAGGCUCACACCUCAUUACACAGUUCAAGCUUAAACCAAGGGGCGAUGUUUGCAGAGCUUCCAGCCAAAGCUGUACAGCAACAGACUGCAACUGUAACUGACACUUCUCACAUUGGCUCUGCUGGUGGCUCUGAGGACUAUAGCUAUGGUUCAGACAACCCAGAUUUGUCUGCCUUCCUGUACGAUGCUACGUCUGGCUUCUACUAUGACCCCCAGACCACCCUGUACUAUGACCCUAACUCAAGGUAUUUCUACAACGCUCAGACACAGCAGUACUUGUACUGGGACAGUACAUCAAAGAUCUAUAUACCAGUGGAGGGCGAAGGUUCAGGUAUAGAUGUUCAGAAACCGAUUGCUCCUUUGGAGGCUGGUGCUGAGAGUGCAGCAGCUGAGGAACUGAAAACGCCUUCAGAUGGAGCGCCAGAGCAGAGGGAGGAUGAGGAGGCGACUUCACGCUCUGAGAAGAAAGAAAAGGAGAAAGAGGAAAAACCCAGGAGCCUUGCAGCAUUUAAGAUUAUGAAAGACAUGGAGCGUUGGGCCAAGAUCCAGAAUCGGCAGAAGGACUGUGUGCGGGCUCCAUCUCCUGUCCUCAAGAGUGGAGCAGAGGAUAAGAAGGCUUCCAAAGCUGCUGAUGCAGCCUUCGCUGUAUUUGAGAGGAAGACUGGAGGAGAUGACUUGUUUAAAAAGCCUCUUGCUCCACCAAGGAAAGAAGAGAAGGGAUCCAAGAAGCCCAUGGGUUCUCUGGGCAUGUUAGCGGCUGACUAUGGGGCAGGAAGUGAUGAAGAGGAAGAAGAAAAACAUGAGAAACAUGAAGCACCUGUACCUGCCCCAACCGCCCCUGCUGUUAAGAGCCAACCAGAGCCCCAGGAGAAAGAAGACAAACUGACAGACUGGAAGAAAAUGGCCUGUCUGCUGUGCAGGAGACAGUUCCCCAGUAAAGAUGCACUGAUUCGGCAUCAACAACUCUCAGACCUGCACAAGCAAAAUAUGGAGAUUCACUUGAAGAUCAAAAAGUCGAAAAGGGAACUUGAAGCUUUGGAAAACCAGGAAAAAGAAAUGAACAUGAAAGAGAGUCACAGUCCACCUGAAGCAAAGAAACGGAAACAGCAAAACACAUGGCCGGGCAGUUCGAGGGACACACACAAAGGCAAUGAGAGACCAGGGUUAGGUCUGGAGACCACAGAGCGAAACAAAAAAGAAGCGGGUACCUGGAACUACGCCACCUAUAAGCAGGCUGUUCGGAAGGCUAUGUUUGCACGUUUUAAGGAGCUGGAAUGAUGAGAGAAAUAACUUAAUGCACACAGUUUAUGCCAGCAGCUCACAUUAGGCUUUUUCUGUGAGCUAACACAAUUCCUAGUGAAUCUCUGUUUUGUGUUAUCAUGCCUGUAAUAUAUAUAUAUAUUUUCUCAGUCCACAGUUCUGCUUUAAUUUUUAUUUUUAUUGUUUUUGUAGCCCGUCUUCAGGGCUUUAAAACUAUUUUAUUUUCCUUCCUUUGUAUCGUGUUUUUUAAUGAUUAAUGAGUUGUGCAUUUACAACUCCUGUAAAACUAUUGUAAUUGUAGUUAUCAGUAUUCUGUGAGUCAAUAAACUGACUGCCCUCAUCCGCA